Messenger RNA from Panicum virgatum (switchgrass), 540 nucleotides. RefSeq names its product polyubiquitin 11-like. NCBI's taxonomy places the organism in Eukaryota, Viridiplantae, Streptophyta, Magnoliopsida, Poales, Poaceae. The record is from RefSeq and is a predicted model, not a curated record. Gene Ontology annotation, molecular function: protein tag activity; ubiquitin protein ligase binding. Gene Ontology annotation, cellular component: nucleus; cytoplasm. Bases 1 to 540 code for a protein of 179 amino acids. The transcript has a single exon. Gene Ontology annotation, biological process: protein ubiquitination; modification-dependent protein catabolic process.
AUGGAGGAUAACCAUACUACAUUGGCUGACUAUAGCAUUCAACAUCAAUCCACGCUUGACCUCUUGGAGAAGAUGCAAAUCCACAUCAAGGAGACACUACAAGGCUUGACCUUCACCGUGGAUGUCGACAGUUCAGAUACUAUCGACAACAUAAAGGACAAGAUUGAAAACAAUGAUGGCUUUCCCAAGGGUCGACAGUGCCUUAUCUUUGCCAACGAACAGCUAGAGGGAAAGCGCACCUUGGCGGAAUAUAACAUUUGCAAGGAGUCCAACCUUCUCCUUGUCCUCUACCCAUGUCGAAGAGGCAGUAUACUGAUCUUUGUGAAGAUGCUAACAGGAAACACCGUCACUUUUAAGGCCAAAAGCUCAGAUACCGUCAACAGCAUCAAGGUGCAGAUCUAUGAGAUGAAUGGCAUCCGCCCCAUACAUCUACGCAUCAUCUUUGAUGGCCGCCAGCUGGAGGGCUCGCGCACCCUAGCGUACUAUAACAUUAAGAAUGAGUCUACCUUACACGUGAUGCUUCGCCUUUGUGGUUGCUGA